AUGUAUGUCUUUUCUUCUUUUUACACUGUACAAAUCCAGCAGCAGGUCGAGAGAGAUGCUGCCAUUGCACGAUUAGAACAAAGUCGGAUAAUUCUUGCAUUGAGAUUGGUUGAGCAUCAUGGAAAGAAGUACAAAGUAAUUGAUGAAGCUCUAGCUUUUGUGGGAGAUGUACACGAUGCUAGCCAUUAUGUCUCACCCGAAAACCUUUACCGUACGCCAAACAGUCCAUUUGGACAGAAUCUAGUAUCACACAAAGGGAAGUACUCUGAUAAGCUAAUCAAAGUUCUGGUUUCUAGCUUCAACUAUGCAAAGAAAUCCCUGAAUUUUGACCAUAUGGGUGGGAUACUAAGCAAUGUAGCUAUAUUCGCAAUCAGCAUGGUAGCAAUGAUGCAUCUCCAACAGCUUACUCUUUCAGAACAUUCAGGGAGACAAGAAGAUAACAUCAACCAGAGAAACCCGAGAAAGAAUUCUCAACUUGAAGGGUCAAUGCUAUUUUGCAUACCAAGAGCAUCAUUUUGCCUCUUUGUCAAUAGGUCAGAAGCACUAUCGGUAUCACCAAUCCAAUUGCUUCUUCGUUCAUUUGACAAUUUAUAA
Hibiscus syriacus is the source of this 594-nucleotide messenger RNA. Its product is annotated as plastid division protein PDV1-like. The transcript is spliced from 2 exons. The record is from RefSeq and is a predicted model, not a curated record. Lineage: Eukaryota; Viridiplantae; Streptophyta; Magnoliopsida; Malvales; Malvaceae. Bases 1 to 594 code for a protein of 197 amino acids. Gene Ontology annotation, biological process: chloroplast fission.